AAUGUAAUUUUUUCUUCUUUUCAACGCUUAUUUUCUAAACUUAAAAAUUACUGUUGCUUCUACUCCAUUAUUUUUUGUCCACCUGAUGAUGCAGACUACAGGACUCACGAAGGGGCGCACAGCCUACCAACACUACAUACCGCCAGUCAAUUUUGGGUACGUUGAGAACGACCUUUAUCGGUGCGGGCAGCCGAACGAACUCAACUUUCCAUUUAUGGAGAAGCUCGGCUUGCGGUGCAUCGUAUGGCUGGCGCCCGAGGAGCCCAAUCAGAACGUAAUGAGCUUUGUCGACGACCAAGAGAUCCAGCUGCACCACCUGGGCGUCCCAGAAAGCGGCAAUGCAUCUGACCCAGUCACUGAGGACACUAUUCUCGAGGCAUUCAACCUGAUUCUGGACAAGAAGAACCACCCGAUGACGAUUAUGUGCAAUAUCGGUCGCCACCGCACGGGCACGGUAGUCGGGUGCUUGCGCAAGCUGCAGCGGUGGAACUUGGCGUCUAUCUUUGAGGAGUAUCGUCGGUUUGCUGGCCCCAAAGUGCGCAUUCUGAAUGAGCAGUUUAUUGAGCUUUUCGACACUGAUUUGGUUCGCAUACCUGUUGACCCGCCAGAGUGGCUUUAGAUAUUGUACGUUGCUUUGGUGGUGGUGGGGGGGGGGGAUUUUGCACUAUCUGCAGUGUCAUGCUGCAUGUUUUGCUUUUAGAACAAGAACCCGGCCGGAACGUGCUUAGCCAGGGCGUAAUGUUGAAAAUUAAUCGGGCAAUAUCGUCUGUCCGCUGGCCAAUUUGGUGCAGCUCUUAGUAUUCCGAUUAGAAUAUAAGCUGGGAUUAAAGGCACAAAAUGCAGUAGUGCCGCUGCAAUAAGUGGGCGGCAGUUGUAGGUGUUCCAUCUUAUUUCUAUUUUACACAUGUCUCUCUCUUUCUUCUGUUGUUUGUGCCGUGCAUAUUUUUCUUUUCUUUUUCUCUUUU
Kickxella alabastrina is the source of this 965-nucleotide messenger RNA. Its product is annotated as putative tyrosine phosphatase family protein. Bases 86 to 619 code for a protein of 177 amino acids. The record is from RefSeq and is a predicted model, not a curated record. Gene Ontology annotation, biological process: protein dephosphorylation. The transcript has 2 exons. Gene Ontology annotation, molecular function: phosphatase activity. NCBI's taxonomy places the organism in Eukaryota, Fungi, Kickxellomycota, Kickxellomycetes, Kickxellales, Kickxellaceae.